CCUGUACAUAUAUCAUAUAGUUUUCGUUUGUUUAGGAGACGUGACAGAAAUCGAACUAGAGCUAAAGGAAGCUCCGGAAGACACGAUCCUUGUCGGAUCAAUGCCAUCCAAAUUGGACGUCAUCGCUGAAAUCAAUUCGACCUAUCCGGAUGGCAUUCCGAAACCAAAUGCAGUUACAGUCAGAGCUGACGAGGCUUUGAUUGUCAUUUUGGUCCUCCUUCUUUGGGCUGCGGCAAUUGCGUUAUUCUUCAAUCGCUGGCGGAAGAUUAGAAUGUUGGAGCCAUAUCAACCGAAAUUUCAACAAGAACAUAGACAAAGCUGUACUACGACUGAACAAAAUCAACUCCAGAAUCGGUGCACAUCCUCGAAAUGCAACAUACUCUGCGGAGACUAUCCGGUGGGGCACGAAUUAAAUUACAUUUCGCGCCAAAUGCGACCAAGGCAAAACAGUGUGUUCGUUGGAUCUAGCGUGUCCUUCCUGCCUGGAGAUGAAGGUAUAUCGCGUCGCACAAAAAGCGCACUCGAUCUUCAGUUCUUAAUGUUUUCGGAAAACAACACCUCCAACGAACAAGAUGCUUUAAAAAACCUGAAGCCAGCCAACGAGUCCACGAAAUUGUUGCAAGAUGAACGAAAGGCUAGUCUCGGUCAAUUGAACAGAAUCGAAACGUCUAAGUCUACCUUUCGAAACAGAGGAAUGAGUAUCUGUCGAUUUGGUGCUUCCCCAAAAUUAUGGCAACGAGACCGUAGGAUGAGUGUCUGCCAAUUUGACAGGAUGGAGGUACUUGCCAGACCAUUGCAAAGAAAUCGUGGUGGAAGUAUUUGUCACUUCGAUAGAAUGGACGUGUUAGCCAGACCGCUGCAGAGAGAUCGUAUAGGUAGUGCUUACUGUUUUGAUAGAAUGGAUGUUCUGGCUAGGCCAAAUUUUUCUCUUGGCAAAAUCUUGAUGAGGGAAAGACGCGUCAGCGUGAGUAAUUUUCUCGAGAAAGACGAGGGAGCAACGAAAGGUAAUCAAAUAGCACGGCGUCUAAGCAGCAAUAGCGUUGAGAAAAUCGAGAAGGCAACGUCUGUUGACGAAGCGGUAUGUGAAAAGAAAAAGGAGAUAUUUGCCAAAUAUAUACCGAAAGAAAAUAAAAAUACUUCUUAUCAACUGGAUCAACCGUCGUGCAGCAAAGCACCCGAAACUGUGUUUGAUUACAAGACUACUUGCCUGUAGCACGAGCAAAUUAUACGUAAAACUUAUUAAUAUCCUAUUGCUAAAAAUCAUGUUAAAUUUUCAAUAUUGCAAUAAUCGUUUUGCUGUUAUGGAAUUAUAUCAGGAAAUGGUAUGUAAUGAUAUGAACAAAAUAUGAAAAAGUAA
Bombus pascuorum is the source of this 1357-nucleotide messenger RNA. RefSeq lists its product as uncharacterized. Bases 101 to 1213 code for a protein of 370 amino acids. The transcript has 3 exons. The record is from RefSeq and is a predicted model, not a curated record. Lineage: Eukaryota; Metazoa; Arthropoda; Insecta; Hymenoptera; Apidae.